AGUCUAAGGGAUUCAAAGUGGGAAGAGUUUUGCGAGUAUCUGGCAUUUGGCCUUGUUUCAUUCACCCAAUACCCUUGUUGUUUCCCAGCUUUCUACACUUAAAAGGCUUGUUUUUGCUGUCAAAUUUCCAUAUUUUUUUAGCAUCUUCAACAAACAACAAUCAAAGAAGAAAGAAAUCCAGAACAAGAAGAGAAAAAAUGGAGUGGCAUGCUUGUCUUGAUGAAUAUGAAAAGCUUGUUGUAAGGAUGAGUACACCCAGGGUUGUGAUUGACAAUGCUGUUUGCCCCACUGCAACUCUUGUCAAGGUUGAUAGUGCUAGAAGACAUGGAAUUCUGUUGGAUGCUGUUCAGGUUUUAACAGAUCUGAAUCUCUCAAUUAAGAAGGCUUACAUUUCAUCUGAUGGCCAAUGGUUCAUGGAUGUUUUUCAUGUGACUGAUUUAAACGGAAAUAAAUUAACUGAUGAGAGCGUUAUUAGCUACAUUGAACAGUCCCUUGAGAACACUCAUCCUGAUACAAGUCAUGGAUUUAAUGGUUUAAAAGCCUUGGAACUGACUGGAACCGACAGAAUCGGUCUUUUAUCAGAAGUAUUUGCAGUUUUAGCUGACCUGCAAUGCGCUGUGGUGGAUGCAAAAGUAUGGACUCACAAUGGUCGCAUUGCAUCUUUGAUUUUCGUAAAAGACUGCAAUUCAGGGUCCCCAAUUGAGGACUCGCAACAAAUCGACAAAAUAGAAGCACGUUUAAGGAAUGUCUUGAAGGGAAACAACGAUAUCCGUAGUGCAAGAACCUCGAUUUCUAUGGCUGUAACACACACUGAGAGAAGGUUACAUCAAAUGAUGUUUGAUGAUCGAGACUACGAAAGAAAACCUAUUUUACAGCAUAAGUCAGAUUUGCCUGUGGUCACUGUGCAGAAUUGGGUGGAGAGGGCUUAUUCAGUUGUGAAUGUUCAGUGCAAGGACCGAACCAAGCUUUUGUUUGAUGUUGUUUGCACUUUGACAGACAUGCAAUAUGUUGUGUUUCAUGCUACUAUCAAGACAUCCGGAGACAAAGCGUAUAUGGAAUUUUACGUUAGACACAUAGAUGGAACCCCGAUUAGUUCGGAACCUGAAAGACAUCGGUUAAUACAAUGUUUACAAGCUGCAGUUGAAAGGAGAGCAUCCGAGGGAGUAAGACUGGAGUUACACACAUCCGAUAAACAGGGUCUAUUAGCAGAUGUGACUCGAACGUUUAGAGAAAACGGUCUCAAUUUGACGAGAGCCGAAAUAUCAACCACGAGUGACAUGGCUCUAAACGUUUUUUAUGUAACGGAUGCAGCCGGGAACAUAGCAGACCCCAAAAUCAUCGAAUCGGUAAGAAAAAAGAUUGGUUUAGCAAACUUAAAGGUAAAGGAGCUGCCUUUGAUUUAUUAUGAAAAGGCUGAAAGCGAAGCGCAAGCAGUAGGGGUUGGUGGGGCAGUUUUGUUAUCACUUGGGAGCCUAGUGAGAAGGAAUCUAUACAACUUGGGGUUGAUUAAAUCCUAUCUUGAGUGGAAACUGCAGGAGAGAUUUGAUUCAUUGGUUGGCAAAUGGCAUGUUCUUUGAUUAAAGGUUUGGGAUAUGGCCUUUGUGUACAUAUGAAAAAAAAAGCUGGAACUUGGUGAUUGUUGUUGUUGUUAUAGUUAGUUUGGGGUGGUUGGAUAGAUAGAAUCAUAUAGACAAGAUUGGAACACAACUCCACCUAUUUUUUAUACUUUGUUUGGGGCUAGUAUUUGAAUGAGAAGUGGGAACACAUUGGUGUUGUGGGGUUUGUGAUUUUAUGCCAUAGAUUUGUUGCUGGUUGAAGAGAGAAAAACAAGAUUAGGUAGAAGAAAAAAAAUUGGUUUAUUAUUAUCACACAACAUUUGUACAUAACCACUUUUAAGUAUUAAUUAUAAUGUUCGACUUUUAUUU
Molecule: messenger RNA, 1925 nt
Organism: Hibiscus syriacus
Lineage: Eukaryota; Viridiplantae; Streptophyta; Magnoliopsida; Malvales; Malvaceae
Product: ACT domain-containing protein ACR8-like
Exons: 7
Coding region: 198-1577 (459 amino acids)
Source: RefSeq, a predicted model, not a curated record